Molecule: messenger RNA, 693 nt
Organism: Colletotrichum graminicola M1.001
Lineage: Eukaryota; Fungi; Ascomycota; Sordariomycetes; Glomerellales; Glomerellaceae
Product: DSBA-like thioredoxin domain-containing protein
Exons: 2
Coding region: 1-693 (230 amino acids)
Molecular function (GO): oxidoreductase activity
Source: RefSeq, a predicted model, not a curated record
AUGGCUGUGAUCAAAGUGGAAGUCGUCUUCGACUUCGUCUGUGCUUGGUGCUACAUUGGCAAGCGAAAGCUAGACAGAGCCAUCGCUCUCUACCAGAAGACAUACCCAGGGGGCAAGAACGACGUAUUUGCCAUCACCUGGCGACCGUACUACCUGGACUACAAUCCUUCAACCCACAGCGUUGACAAGAGCCUGCUGGCUGAAACCAAGUUGGCUGAUAUGAGCCCGGAGCGACGCGCUGCCCUGACGCAGCGCAUGGAGCAGACUGGCCGUUUCGUCGGUAUUGACUUCAAAUGGGGCGGCAAGAUCGGGCCCGACACCCGUGACGCUCAUCGACUUGUACGUGUUGGCAGUGCCAAAGGCCCCGAAGUUGCGGACGCUUUGGUUGAGAAGCUCUUUGAGGCGUACCAUGAACUAGAGAGAGACAUUUCUGAGAGAGAGGUGCUCCGCGGCAUUGCAGUGGACGCUGGCCUCGAUCCCGUCGAAGUAGAGACAUUGUUUGAGUCGGGUGCAGGUGGGAGAGAGGUGGACAGCGAGGAGAAGAGAGGCCGAGAGCUUUCCGGGGGGGCCGGAGUUCCGAUGUAUGUCAUACAAAGUGUUCAUCGAGUUGAAGGAGCGCAGGAUGCUUCCGACUUCUAUGAAGCGUUUGUUCAGGUGAAGGAGGCCGAAUCGUCGGCCCUGGAGGCUUCAUAG